Messenger RNA from Ziziphus jujuba (common jujube), 1356 nucleotides. RefSeq names its product exosome complex component RRP4 homolog. Gene Ontology annotation, molecular function: RNA binding. The record is from RefSeq and is a predicted model, not a curated record. Gene Ontology annotation, biological process: nuclear polyadenylation-dependent rRNA catabolic process; TRAMP-dependent tRNA surveillance pathway; CUT catabolic process. Gene Ontology annotation, cellular component: cytoplasmic exosome (RNase complex); nuclear exosome (RNase complex). Lineage: Eukaryota; Viridiplantae; Streptophyta; Magnoliopsida; Rosales; Rhamnaceae. The transcript has 7 exons. Bases 150 to 1133 code for a protein of 327 amino acids.
UACAAAAAUUAAAAACAAAAAAAAACAAAAAAACAAAAAAACAAAAAAACAAAAAAAGAAAAAAGAAAAAAAUUUGGUUUAGGGGUUUAGGGUUUAGGGUUUUUCUCUUUAUUCUUUGCGAUAAGAUUCAGUGAAAACCGAACGGAAGGAUGAGAGGGUUACAGCUUCCAUUGAACCAAACCCAGAAGGUUCGGCUACAGAGAGCUCUGGAAAAGCUAGAGUCUUUGUCUUCAAAGGCAAACUCUAAUGCUUCUGUUACGAUCGCCGAUUCCAUCCCUGUUAACGCUGAAGAUUCCCUCCUCAAGGGACAUGGAACCACAGUACUCAAUGAUGAAGUUCUUGCAACCACUUGCGGUAUCAUCGAGCGCGUUAACAAGCUGGUCUAUGUCCGUUCUUUGCGGGCCAGAUACAAACCAGAGGUUGGGGAUACUAUAGUGGGGCGUAUUAUUGAGGUUGCUCCCAAGCGUUGGAAAGUAGAGAUAAAUAGUGGCCAGGAUGCAGUACUAAUGCUUUCUUCAAUGACCUUACCUGAUGGUAUCCAGAGGCGACGAACUGCUGUUGACGAACUUAACAUGCGAAGCAUUUUUUCAGAGAAUGAUGUCAUCUGUGCUGAAGUUCGUGGUUUUCAACAUGAUGGCUUACAACUUCAAGCAAGAAGUAGGAAGUUUGGAAAGCUUGAAAAGGGUCAAUUACUCACAAUCUCACCUUAUCUAGUGAAGAGACGCAAACAGCAUUUUCAUCAUUUAGAACAGUAUGGAGUUGACUUGGUUGUUGGCUGUAAUGGAUUCAUCUGGGUUGGUGAGCAUAUUGAACCUACAGAUGAUAUAUUUGAGGGACAAGUCCACAAGCCUGAGCAGCAUACAACUGAAAAUGAUGAAGAUUCAUCAAGUCUGGAAGGGCAAGAACAGAGUUAUACUCCUCUAGAGACGAGACAAAACAUAUGCAGAAUUGCAAAUGCUAUCCGGAUAUUGUCCACUUUAGGCUUCAAUAUUACUGUAGACGUGAUUGUGGAGAUAGUGAACUUGAGCAGCUCUCUGAAUCUAGAUGUUCAUGAAAUGCUUGGUCCAGAAUUUCAUGUUCUGGUUGCAGAGAAAGAGGCUGUACAGCGAAGCUUGACUAAAAAGAAGAUAUGAUUCUGUUGCUCAAAGCAUUUUUGUUUACCUUUUCGAAGGGGAAAAAAAAAAAUCACACCAACAUUUGGGGUGUUUGAUUUGUUAAGUGGAAAGCACAGUUAUUGUAUCCGAAAUACAUUUUUUCUCAACUUGUUCAGAAUCAUGACAAUUUUCUGUGUUUUUUCUUGAAACAUGUAGAAUAUUUAGUGAUAUAUUAUUAGAUGACUACAAAUUUUGUAAUUCA